Cryptomeria japonica (Japanese cedar) is the source of this 2871-nucleotide messenger RNA. RefSeq names its product subtilisin-like protease SBT4.14. The transcript has 11 exons. Gene Ontology annotation, biological process: proteolysis. NCBI's taxonomy places the organism in Eukaryota, Viridiplantae, Streptophyta, Pinopsida, Cupressales, Cupressaceae. Gene Ontology annotation, molecular function: serine-type endopeptidase activity. The record is from RefSeq and is a predicted model, not a curated record. Bases 1 to 2871 code for a protein of 956 amino acids.
AUGGGUGAUGUUCCAUCCCCAGAUAAACAAGAUUACUCCCAAACAGCAGCAACUACGUCCCACUUUUCAUUGCUUCACUCUUUACUUAGAAGCCAUGAGGCAGUACAGAAAUCUUUGGUUCACAGUUAUUGGAAGAGCUUUAACGGAUUUGCAGCUUGGCUUUCAUCAUCUCAUGUCCAACACCUGUCAAAUAUAGACGGUGUAAUUUCGGUGUUUGAAAGCAAAAAUAUUGAACUAUUGACAACUAAAUCAUGGGAUUUUGUGGGACUACCUCUGACUCAACAAACCAAUCAUUCGGAAUAUCAAAGUGAUGUAAUUGUUGGCGUUAUAGAUACAGGAGUAUGGCCGGAAUCAGAAUGCUUUGAUGAUGCUGGAUUGGGUUCCGUUCCCUCAAAAUGGAGGGGAGUGUGCCAGACAACACCCGACUUCAAAGCUUGCAAUAAGAAAAUAAUAGGUGCAAGCUUUUAUUAUAAGGGCUAUGGAUCUCAACCACCUGCGGGUGAAUUUGUCUCUCCAAGAGAUUUAUCUGGACAUGGAACACACACCUCUUCCAUAGCCGCUGGAAGCAUUGUAAGAAAUGCCAGCCUCUUUGGACUAGCCCAAGGAGACGUACGUGGAGGAGUACCUGGUGCAAGGAUUGCUAUAUACAAGGUCUGUUGGUUGAAUUCAUGCAAUUGUGCAGAUAUACUUGCCGCAUUUGAUGAUGCAAUCUAUGACGGUGUAGAUGUCAUUUCUGUUUCACUUGGGGGUGGUGGACACGGGAUUCUCACAUAUGACUACUUUGAAGAUUGCAUUGCAAUAGGAGCAUUUCAUUCUAUGAAGAGAGGAAUCUUAACAUCAAACGGUGCUUGUAACGAUGGCACUUUGGGAUCUGUUUGCAAUUAUUCCCCCUGGUCUCUGACAGUGGCUGCAAGUACCAUUGAUCGCCAUUUCGAAUCACAACUUACUUUAGGAAACCGAAUAUCUUUUGAGGGGCAUGCUAUAAACACAUUCACAAUGGAGCAGCCUUGGUAUCCUUUAGUAUAUGGAGGAGACGCUGCUAAUGUUUCUGGUGGAUUUUCUUCAGAUGACUCUAGUGGUUGUGGGUUAUAUUCCCUGGAUCGCAGCGUAGUGGAAGGAAAAAUAGUACUUUGCUACUUGUCAAACCCCAGUGAUCUGCCAGAUGGUGGAGUGUACGUCUCUGGAGGUGCAGGUGCCAUAAUAAUGUAUGAUAUUACGAAUGAUACAGCUUUCUCGUUCAUGGUCCCUGCCACAGUUAUUUCUUCCGAACAGGGAGAGGUUAUCAAAUCUUACAUCAAUUCCACAAGGUCUUCUAUUGCAAGUAUAGCAAAAAGUGUAGCUGAGAAUGAUUUACCUGCACCUAUACUAGCUCAAUUCUCAUCUAAAGGUCCCAACCCAAUCACACCAGAUCUUCUGAAGCCUGAUAUCACCGCACCAGGUGUAGAUAUUCUAGCGGCUUGGUCAAAUGCUGCACCAUUGAGCAUGGAUCCUUUGGACAAAAGAGUAGUGGAUUUUAACAUACUAUCUGGAACAUCCAUGGCAUGCCCUCAUGCCACAGGAGCAGCUGCCUAUGUCAAGUCAUUUCAUCCUGACUGGUCUCCUGCUGCUAUCAAAUCCGCUCUCAUGACCACAGCAUCAACAUUGGAUGCAACAUUAGAUGGCAAUGAAGCUGCAGAACUAGGAUAUGGUGCAGGGCAGAUUAAUCCCCUCAAGGCCAUCAAUCCAGGUCUUGUGUAUGACGCGAAUGCAAAUUCUUAUCUCAACAUGCUAUGUAGCCAAGGAUACAGUGAAACAUCUUUACGCUUACUGACAGGAGAAUUUAUUAGUUGUUCUUCAAAUUUAUCUAAAAAUGGAGUAUGGGAACUUAACUACCCUUCCAUAAUGGUUAUUAGCAAUGCAAGCGAGCCCUUUCUUGCUCAAUUCCCAAGAACGGUUACAAAUGUGGGACCUGCAAAAUCGACUUACGAAGCCAAAAUAAAUGCGCCCUUUGGAAUGAACGUGACAGUGGAACCAGAUAUACUCACUUUCACGUCCUCCAACCAGAAGAUGUCAUACAAUGUGAAAAUUGAAAGUCGAGUUGUACCAAAUGAUAAGGCUUUACUAUCAGGUGCAUUGACUUGGAGCUAUGGCAAUUACAGUGUGCGCAGCCCCAUUCUUGUGUAUUAUAAAGAGAUAAAGGCGCUCAAGGAUGAAGUAGAAAGGUUGGAAGAUGAGAUGAAAAGGAGUAAAGUGGCUCAGAAAAGUUCAAACGAUGAUGAAGAGAAGAGAGUCAGUGAUUUGGUUGAAAAUAAUAGUACAUUGUCACAUGAGAUAAAGGCGCUGAAGGUUGAAUUAGCAAGGUUGGAAGAUGAACUCAAAAGGAGCAAAGUGGCUCAGAAAAUUUCAAACGAUGAUGAGGAGAAGAGAGUUAGUGAUUUGGUAGAAGAGAAUAAUACCUUGUCACUCCACCCUUCUAUUUCCAUGCUACCGGUCACAGAUGAUUCAUCUGUGAUGACUAGAGAUCAAUGUGAACAUAGGAUAACCCACAUCUAUGACGUUGUUGAACUUGUUUGGGUGACUUAUAAAGAAUUACAUAAUACAAUGAAUGAGUCUCAUGUCAGGGAAACAGUCAGGAUGAGAUGCUACUUAAAAAAUUGGUCUCCUCAAAUUAGAUGUUUACAAUUGUUGCUGGAACAUGCAAAUUUGGAUGAUAUUACUGACAAUUCCAUUUUGAAAUUCAAUGAAAAGUUUGAUUAUCUAUGCAAUAUUCUACAAAAUCAUAUCUUUUUUAGAAAAAAGUUUAUUCAGUUGGUGAGGUUUUAUGAAGAGCGACCAAUACAGGUUCCUCCUCUUUUGAUAGCAGAAGGGGAGCUGAAGAGAUUUUCAAUUUGA